This is a messenger RNA of Populus euphratica (Euphrates poplar), 961 nucleotides long. Its product is annotated as polyadenylate-binding protein 3-like. Bases 105 to 761 code for a protein of 218 amino acids. Lineage: Eukaryota; Viridiplantae; Streptophyta; Magnoliopsida; Malpighiales; Salicaceae. Gene Ontology annotation, molecular function: poly(A) binding. The record is from RefSeq and is a predicted model, not a curated record. The transcript has 6 exons.
ACGUCUCAUGUAACACCUAGAAAAACCCGAAUAUCCAGCUCCGAAAAGAGAGACGCCACCAGUUUCUAGAAACAAAAGAAGGUAAAAAAAAAAAACGAGAAGAGAUGGAGGAAGAAGAACAUGAGGUUUACGGUGGAGAGAUUCCUGAUGUGGAAGGGGAUAUGGAUCCUCACAACGCCGACGUUGACAUGUCCGCCGCCGAUGACGAUGCCGUCAAGGAGUUGGAUGAGAUGAAGAAGAGAUUGAAGGAGAUGGAAGAGGAAGCGGCUGCUCUUCGUGAGAUGCAAGCUAAAGUUGAGAAGGAAAUGGGCGCUGUUCAAGAUCCAGCUACUGCAGCUGCUAAUCAAGCAAACAGGGAGGAAGCAGAUUCCCGUUCUGUGUUUGUUGGCAAUGUUGAUUAUGCAUGCACACCUGAAGAAGUGCAGCAGCAUUUUCAGUCCUGUGGUACAGUAAACAGGGUUACUAUUCUGACAGAUAAGUUUGGCCAGCCAAAGGGUUUUGCUUAUGUGGAAUUCCUUGAAGUAGAAGCUGUUCAAGAGGCUCUAGCUCUCAAUGAAUCUGAACUACAUGGCCGUCAAUUGAAGGUUUCACCCAAAAGGACCAACGUUCCUGGAAUGAAGCAGUAUCGACCUAGACGAAUCAAUCCCUACAUGGGUUACCGGUUCAGGAGGCCAUAUGUGCCCCCUUAUUUCUACUCUCCUUAUGGAUAUGGGAAGGUGCCUAGAUUCAGAAGGUCAAUGCGAUACAUGCCUUACUACUAAGAUGGAUUUCCAUCGGACGGAGGAGUUCAUAUCUGGUGGAUGACCAUCCAAGAUUUUCAGAUUUCUUUUUUCAUAUUAUCAUGUGUGAUUAUCAUGUCUUUAUGACAUAAAACAUUCCUGAAUUUAAAUCCAUUGCUAUGCCCAAGCCAACAAGUCUGCAGUUAAAUUUUUUACCUUACAUGUGCAUGGGAUUUCGUGAA